GCCCCAGGCAGACAAGGAGCUGAGCAUGGAGCCCAGGGAGGACAAAUCCCCGCAGCAGAACCUGGUGGAAGAGGCCGUUUUGAGCGGCUCCACGGUGCAGGAAUCCAAUGGGGAGGAAAAGCCCCAGAGGUCCUGCAGGAGGAGGGGCUGCAAACGCAGCCCAGGAUGCUCUGAGGAGGAAAGACCCACCCUGUGCGGGGAAGGCGGCCAGAGAUCCAGCCAGAGGUCAGAGCUGGUGGUCCAUGAGCAGCUUCACGAUGGGGAGAAGCCCCACAAGUGUGGGGAAUGUGGGAAGAGCUUCAGCCGCAGCUCUGACCUGAUCUGUCACCAGAUGAUCCACUCUGGGGAACGGCCUUACGAGUGUCCCGAGUGUGGGAAGAGGUUUCAGAGCAGCUCCAAUCUCCUCCUGCACCAGCGGAUUCACACAGAGGAGAGGCCCUUCCGCUGCCCCGACUGCAGGAAGGGUUUCUGGUACAACUCUGACCUUGUCAGGCACCGGCGCAUCCACACCGGGGAGAGGCCCUACGAGUGUCCCCAGUGUGGGAAGAGCUUCUCCAGGAGCUCAGCCUUGACCAGACACCAACGGAGGCACCACUAAGGGAAGCCCUGCGAGUGCCCCAACUGCGGGAAGAGCUUUGUCCUCUGCUCCAACUCCAUCCGCCAUCAGAGGACCCACAUUGGGAAGAGCCCUGGUGACUUACAUUCCCUGUGAUCCGUGUUGGGAAGACCCCUGGCUGGUGCUCUCCACGUUCUCCUGGAUUCCCAUAGUCACCUGGGUGAACACAGGGGCAGGAACAUCCAUCGGGACUCAGAUCAACAUUGGAAAUUCAUUGGGAAGAGCUGAUUUUUUACCUUUACACCCUAAAAUUUUCAUCUGCUCUGUCCAAUUGUUUCUUCUGGUGGCAUCAAGCAACCCUGGAUGAUCUUGGAGGUCGUUUUCAAUCUAAGUAAUUUCUGUGUUUAUCCCAUUGAAAAACCAAAAUUGGUGUAAAAAUAAAGAAAUUAAACAAAGA
Messenger RNA from Corvus hawaiiensis (hawaiian crow), 1013 nucleotides. RefSeq names its product zinc finger protein with KRAB and SCAN domains 1-like. The record is from RefSeq and is a predicted model, not a curated record. Bases 26 to 598 code for a protein of 190 amino acids. The transcript has 2 exons. Lineage: Eukaryota; Metazoa; Chordata; Aves; Passeriformes; Corvidae.